Messenger RNA from Staurois parvus, 599 nucleotides. NCBI's taxonomy places the organism in Eukaryota, Metazoa, Chordata, Amphibia, Anura, Ranidae. The record is from the annotation of a GenBank genome assembly.
GUGCUUUGCGCAGGUUACGUCCUCCAACUCGGAAAAUUAAGAAAAAUUCCCAACACAUUUCAGAAAUGGAGCGACCAAGAGCAGAGGCUUUAUUUGACUUUAAUGGAACUGCUGCUCAAGAGUUGAACUUUAAGAGCGGAGAACUCAUAUAUCUUCUGGGUCGAGUAAACAAAGACUGGCUGGAGGGAACAGUGGCUGAUCGAGUAGGUAUUUUCCCACAAUCCUUUGUGAGAAUCAUCAAAGACCUACCAGAAGAGAAGUUUCCAGUGAGCUGGCUGCGUUGCUAUUUUCACGAUUAUGACAGGUGUCACAUCAGAGAUAUCUCCUUAGAAGAAGAUGUGAAGAAGCUUCCCACUUACAAUGAGCUACUGGAGCUAAUAAGAACUCAGUUCCCUGGGACUGACGUGGCCCUGAAUAUAAAAGAUGCAGAUGGUGACCUGAUUCGCCUAUUGGACAACAGUGACAUGGAGCUGCUUUAUACAAGAGGAAAGAGAAAGACUCACAAAGAAAACUUCUUCUCCUGGGAGUUACACAUAACACACCAUGAGGACCUAGAUGUGUACAGUAAUGGAGCCGAAGAAAAUAGUCAUACAGCAUAG